This is a messenger RNA of Nematolebias whitei (Rio pearlfish), 1209 nucleotides long. RefSeq names its product fibroblast growth factor receptor-like 1. Gene Ontology annotation, cellular component: plasma membrane. The transcript has 6 exons. Lineage: Eukaryota; Metazoa; Chordata; Actinopteri; Cyprinodontiformes; Rivulidae. Bases 1 to 1209 code for a protein of 402 amino acids. Gene Ontology annotation, molecular function: fibroblast growth factor receptor activity; fibroblast growth factor binding. The record is from RefSeq and is a predicted model, not a curated record.
AUGUCCAGCACCAACACCAAUCGCCUGUGUCCGACCUGCAAGACCAGCUAUUUGCUGAGCUUCGACCAACACGACACCUGCGAAGGAUGCCGGGGUCCCCGCCACGCCGCCUGCGCCUCCUCCUGCCAUCUCUGUGACCUCCUCUCCCCGGAAGAAAGGUGCUAUUGGCACGUGCUGUUCGGGACCAAUUUCAAGGCCAUGCUGGAAAAAUCGAAAAAGUCGGAGGAGGUGUCAGAGACUGUGUGCCAUCUGAUCAAGCUGCAUGCCUCAUCCCACCCCCCGGCCCGCUGGAAGGAUUGUUGUGGCCAAAGGCAGCAACAGAGACGUUCCACAGCUGCAGCAGCAUCCUCCCGCUCCGCCGACAGCCCCGCCCAUGACUCCAGUUCAAGAAAUGGAGCAGGAACAUCAACUGCUGGUGACUCUGAACAUGUCCCAGAACUGGCCGGGAGACUGGAACGCACAAACUCCAAGCCCAUCCUAACAGGCACUCACCCCGUCAACACUACGGUGGACUACGGAGGAACCACGUCCUUCCAGUGUAAGGUCCGCAGUGACGUCAAGCCUGUUAUCCAGUGGCUGAAAAGAGUUGAACCUGGGGAUGAGAACAAGUUCAACUCCACCAUCGAGGUCGGAGACCAUCGCUUCAUAGUGCUGCCCACAGGAGAGGUUUGGUCACGACCUGAUGGGUCCUACCUGAACAAGUUGCUCAUCACCAGAGCCAAGGAGGAGGAUGCUGGCUUGUACAUCUGCCUGGGAGCCAACACCAUGGGCUACAGCUUCAGGAGUGCCUACCUCACUGUGCUGCCAGACAAGAAGUCUCAGCCCAGUACUGUUCCCGCUCCAACAUCCCCGAGCCUCCCCUGGCCCGUGAUUAUUGGAAUACCUGCAGGCGUCGCCUUCAUCCUGGGCACCACCCUGCUCUGGUUCUACCAGUCAAAACACACCUCCUCCUCCGCUCUCCCUGCCACUCAGCGUCUCCCUGUGGCUGGUCGUGACCGCCCAACGCUCCCCUCUCAGACGGCCGCCGGAGAUAAAGACUGUCUCUCAUAUGAGGAAUACGUUGCUCAUCAGCAGCUGCUCCCGGCUCAGGGAGGAGCUGGCUUGGCUCCCAAGGUCUACCCAAAGAUCUACACGGACAUUCACACGCACACACAUUCGCACUUGGACGGGAAAGUGCACCAGCACCAGCACAUUCACUACCAGUGUUAG